AUGAUCUCUUUUGUGGAUAUUCUGCCUUCAGAUAUCAUCCUAACUAUCAUCGAUGGGGUGGCCAGCAUGGACGAUGACGCCUCCACCAAUCUGAAGGCGUGCUCUCUAACCUGCAAGUCCUUUCUGCAGCACUGCCGUAAGCAUAUAUUCCAUUCCAUCACCCUCGAUAUCAUCGAUGGAAGUACCUGUCGUCUAUUCCGGGACCUUAUCGAAAGUGCGCCCUGGGUUCCAGAUUAUGUUCGAGUGUUAGAGGUCACACCCAUUUCCCACUACUACGACAUGUCUGAUGAAGAGGAGGCUGCGUUCAAGAAAAUAAACAACCUACACACUCUCGUUAUCAGACCUGACAGUAUAUUUGGUCUUGACUGGAGAAUGCUACCCCCUACCACACUAGACGUGCUCAUUCACCUCAUUCAAUUGCCUACCAUCGUUAACCUCAAACUCAUGACCUUCUUAACUUUUAAUCCUGCCUACCUCAUUCCUUGCACCGGACUCAAGCGUCUUUGUUUCCGAAAUUCAAACCUAAAAUAUAGCGAAUAUGAUAUUCAUUUGCCGCAGAAUCAGGAUGACUCUAUCAAUGCAUUUUCUUCAGGAAUCUUCCCUCCGUUGCUGCCUGAUGCACUUGAUACCGACUCUUUUACAGCGCUAUCUCUUAAAACUUUGAUUGAACCACAAAAAAAUCAUCUCAAUCCGAUAAUGGACAUCAAUAUGGUCAAGAAAAUUGACUUUAAAUUCCAUCCGUCAGCAGAUGCUGGAUCUUGCAUGGAACUAUUUGGCUACAUGAAGGGGUUGUCGAUCAUUCACUUUAAGCUGUCUCAGCCCCCUCACACCUCAGCCAUUGUUCCUUCUAUCAUCGCGUCCAAAUCUCUGGACACAUUACACACUCUGCGGAUUUAUUUAGAAUUCCAGGAUCAUUGGGUGCCUCAAAUCUGCGAGGUACUCAAAGAACUAGCAGGCCAGAGCCGCAUUACCACGCUCGUACUCGCCUCUAUAUUAUUUCCCAGCGAUUCUGGAUCAGAACGAUUAGAAGAUUGGACUCCAAUCGCAGACAUAUUUUUGUCCAAGGGUGAUUGGCGUUACCUACGACGACUCGAAAUCAAUUUCCAUAACACCGUCUGGGACCACUUCGAUCCCGGACCUGAACAGAUUCACUUUGAGGAUGCUGUCAGGAGAACAUACGAAGUGCAGCUUGCAAAGCUUUCGGAGAUAUCUACGUUUCAAUACAACUUGACGAUCACGGGCGGUCGUUGGUAUGAAGAUUUAGGUGUUAGUGGGGUAUUCUAG
Molecule: messenger RNA, 1284 nt
Organism: Psilocybe cubensis
Lineage: Eukaryota; Fungi; Basidiomycota; Agaricomycetes; Agaricales; Agrocybaceae
Exons: 2
Coding region: 1-1284 (427 amino acids)
Source: RefSeq, a predicted model, not a curated record